Scophthalmus maximus (turbot) is the source of this 6619-nucleotide messenger RNA. RefSeq names its product protein kinase C-binding protein NELL1-like. Lineage: Eukaryota; Metazoa; Chordata; Actinopteri; Pleuronectiformes; Scophthalmidae. Gene Ontology annotation, molecular function: calcium ion binding; protein binding. The coding region runs from base 153 to 2573 and encodes 806 amino acids. The transcript has 20 exons. The record is from RefSeq and is a predicted model, not a curated record.
CCUCCGCGCCUCCACAUCCAGGCGGAGUGCGAGCUGCGCACAGCGCCAGACGGGACCACGGCGGUGUUUUGUGGAUACGCAGCGGAGCGCGCGGCUUGUACACGGCGGGGUUGGACUGUGUGCGGAGCGCACUCCGAAAAAAACAACCACAAAUGGAUAUUUACGUGGCUUUGUUAUCCCUUUUCUUUUUCUACAAACCAGCCCUCGGAUCGGAUCAAGACUACCAGAUCGAUAUCAUCCAUGAACUUGACCUGGCAAAUGCCACCUAUGGAAUUACCCAAGUGGCGGGGCUGCACAACGGCAGCAAAGCCUUCCUUUUUCGAGAUGUCGGGAGAGCAGUUCACGCCCCGGCACACAUCACGGAGAAAGUGGUGCAGCUGUUCAGGAGGAAAAGCGAGUUUACCUUCCUGGCCUCCAUCCAGCAGAAGUCGUCCACGUCGGGAGUCAUAUUCUCCAUCCACGAGUCGGAACACAGUUACUUCGAGCUGGAGAGCAGCGGGGUGAGAGAGGAGAUCCGCUACCACUACCGCUUCAAAGGCAAGCCGCGCUCCGAGUCCUUCCCCUACCGCCUCGCCGACGGCCAGUGGCACAAGAUCGCCCUCACCAUCAGCGCCACCCACCUGCUGCUCCACGUGGACUGCAACAGGAUUUACGAGCGGCUGAUAGACCCUCCUCAGACGGAGCUCACCCCGGGCAGUGGGGUGUGGCUGGGCCAGCACAGUCACAAGCACGGCCUGUUCAAGGGCGUUAUCCAGGAUGUGAAGCUGAUUUUCGCGCCCAACGGCUACAUCGCACAGUGUCCUAACCUCAACCGCACUUGUCCGACCUGCAGCGACUUCCUGAGCCUGGUGCAGGGCAUCAUGGACCUCCAGGAGCUCCUGGCCAAGAUGACGCUCAAGCUGAACUACGCCGAGUCCAGGCUGACCCAGCUGGAGGGCUGCCACUGCGAGAGGACCUGCAGCGCCAACAGCGUGGUCUACCGGGAUAAGGAGCUGUGGGUGGAGCCCGAGAACUGCAGGAACUGUGCAUGUAAGAGCGGUGUCGUGGAAUGUCGCAGGAUUUUCUGCCCUCCGGCGAACUGCUCCGGGGACUCGCUGCCCGUGCACGUCGACGGGACUUGCUGCAAGAAAUGCAGACCUAAAUGUACCUACAUGGGCCAGACUUUCUCCGAAGGCCAACGCUUUUUAUCCCGGAGCUGCCGGGAAUGCAAGAACGGCCUGAUGGCGAAAGUCGCGGAAACCUGUCCCGAGAUCAACUGCACCCUGGGCGAGCAGAUCCUACCGGACGGACGAUGCUGCAAUGUUUGCAGAGGUUACGACUUCUGCGCGGAGGGACUCAUUUGUGGAGAAAACUCUGAGUGCAAAAACCGGAAUACUAAAGCGGAGUGUGAAUGCAAGAGCGGCUACGCCUCGAUCCACGGGGAUUCUACCUACUGCGAAGAUAUUGAUGAGUGCGCCACCCAGAUGCAUUACUGCCAGUCCAACACGGUGUGCGUCAACCUGCCCGGCAGCCACCGCUGCGACUGCCUGCCAGGCUUCAUCAGAGUCGACGAGUACUCCUGCAGCGAGCACGACGAGUGCGCCGGCAGCCAGAGUUUGUGUGAUGAGAACGCCAUCUGCACCAACACCAUCAGAGGACACCUGUGUACCUGCAAGCCGGGCUACGUGGGCAACGGCACCAUCUGCAGAGCCUUCUGCGAAGAGGGAUGUCGGAGCGGCGGGAUCUGCGUGUCUCCCAACACGUGCGUCUGCCCCUCGGGGUUCACGGGACGCCGCUGUGAGACGGAUAUCGAUGAGUGCGCAGAGGGCCUGAUCGAGUGCCACAACCACUCCCGCUGUGUCAACCUGCCCGGCUGGUACCACUGUGAAUGCAGGAGCGGUUUCCAUGACAAUGGCUCCUACCUGCUCGACGGGAGCUCCUGCGUUGACAUCGACGAGUGCGGUCUGCAGACACACACCUGCUGGAACGACAGCGUGUGCGUCAACCUGCCGGGAGGCUACGACUGCGUGUGCACGUCCGGCCCGGGCUGCAGCGGCGACUGUCCGCAGGACGAAGGCGCCCGACGCAACGGAGAGGACUGGAAGCCGGGCUUCGACCGCUGUGCCAUAUGCUCCUGCAAGGACGGGCGGACGUACUGCAGACGGAGACCCUGCGACUGCGCCGACCCCGACGAGGACCUGUUCUGCUGCCCCGGCUGCGACAACAGGCCCAGCAGUCAGUGUCUGGACCAGAGCGGGCGCACGCUCCACCGCAGCGGGGCGUCCUGGCUGUACGGCUGCCAGCAGUGCCGCUGCAUGGAGGGGGAGGCGGACUGCUGGCCCCUGCUCUGCCCCGCGUUGAUGUGCGAGUACACGGCGGUGGCGGAGGGCGAGUGUUGCCCGCGCUGCGUCGCAAGCCCCUGCCUGGCCGACAGCCUGUCAUACGACAUCCGGCAGACGUGCCAGGACCCCGCCGGCGUCGCCCGCCUCAGCGGGGACACGUGGCACAUGCCCAACUCGCCCUGCACCGCCUGCACGUGCAAGAACGGGAAUGUCUGCUGCUCGGUGGAUCUCGACUGCCUUCAGAACAACUGAACAACUCCCUUCCGUCCUGUUCUCCUCCUGCUCCUGCUCCUCCUGCUCCUCCUGCUCCUGCUCCUCCUCCUCUCACUACGGGACUGCGCCACGCACCGUCCCUCUCCACCCCCCCCCCACCCCCCUCGGAUUCAUGAGACGGACUCACGCACACACGUGCAUGCCGGUGUGAGCACAGAAAAAUACAAAAACACACACACUGGACGAACCGCGGCACCGGGGCCGUGCUUCUGUGGCACAACCGUCGACAAAGCUGUGUGUGUGUGUGUGUGUGUGUGUGUGUGUGUGUGUGUGUGUGUGUGUGUGUGUGUCUGUGUGUGUGUGUCUGUGUGUGUGUGUGUGUGCGCGUGUGUGUGUGUGUGUGUGAGAGUGAGAGAGAAGCAUAAAGACUGAGGCCAGGUCACUCUCUCAGCAGUCAGUCACUGUGUCUUUGUGUCGUUUCCAUUUCACUACAUGUUUCCCGAAACGUCGAACCAGAAAGCGGGACGAGAGGAUUCACAGCUUGGACCAGCCGACUCCGUCCACUGAUGCCCGGUCACUCACAGAAAGAGAUAGAAACGUGUUGUCGCGGUGAUUGGUAAAAGAAAUGCGUCCUCUUUGAGGCUUAAAACAGCGUUUUGAAAUAAAAAGCAACCUCCGUCCAGUCGGACGUUUUGGCGACAUAUCACUUUUUAUCUCCGUCUAUACUAACACGGGCGUCACGUGACCAUCCAGGGAGGCGCCGGUGUAAACAGGAAGCAGAUUGCUGCUUAUACAAACGAGAGAACAAUAUUGAAAAGUAAGAGCAGGGAUUUCUUCUCUUGGAGCGACGACGAGGUGGAAUAAACGUGAAACCAUGUUCCAUUGAUGAGAACCAAUCAGGAAGUGGAUACGGGUGAGCUGCGUCUGUGUUUCGGCCCGUCCGUACUACAACACAUCCCCCAGAGGAGCGUUUCCAAACUUCUCCGUUUAGCAGCAGCGACGUGUUUGAAAAAAAUGAAACUGUCGCCAUGUGGAUGUAGCGUUGGUGUAAUAUUCUGUGACGGAAACGGGGGAUUUUAGAGCUUAAUUGAUUCAUUUUAACUUAAUGUUGAACCGAAAGGAAAGAAAAAUUACCUUCAGCACUGAUGAUGUGCGUUUAGUUUUAAGCUUUUUUCCUAGCUUCUCCAGUGGGCGGUGUUACGUUCAUCUCCUUUCAUAUUUUAGCCUUUUCCCUCAGCUCCGCGAUGGACACGAUGGAAACGUGAAAAAUAUUAUUUUCUGUGAACCUCGAUCUUAAGCUAUUUCAGUGCAUCUCUGGCCAAACCAGCAAUAGUAUGAAACAAUUAAACAGAGCGUAAGGUCUCUUUACAUACAGUUUUGACAUGUUUUAUGACCACAUGGCUUCAGGAACUGCAUCCUUCGAAGUCCAUGUUUCUAUUUCAUAGUAACAAUUUUUUUUAAUGAUUUUUUUCUAAAGGAAAUAACAUCACAGACUCUUCUGUUUUGUCACAAAAUGACAAUUUAAAGAUGAAUUUCCCUUUAAUCUCUGGCUGAAAUGUGGCCGCCGCGUCGCGUCACCUGACCUGACCUGAACGCCGCACGCUGAUUGGCUGACAGAAUACGGCCGGUUGUGUUUCAAGAGCAGCGCCCGGUGGUUUCAACUGUACAACGUGAACUCGCGAUGUCUUCUGACGGCUGCGUCUCUCGGGGCUCCUCAGCUCUGAACCACGCGGGCCGAAGCCACGAUGUGAGACACAGAGAAGAGGAAGACUGGGGAUAAUUAAAGCCACGUCAGGCAGACGUGGAUGCGAGUAUGCCAGGAGGUCACCGGGUGUCGGAUCUGUUUACAGACGAAGGGCUUAUUAAGGCAGAAGAGUCUGGCGCUUUCCCUGCUACAGUUCACUUGUUCCAGGCUCUUGAUGCUGCUCUGACAUCCCGUCCUCUCCUCUCCUCCACACACCUCUCCGUUUCCUUCACGUUGGUCUGGACGAGCGCUCAAGUUUCUCUGAAGUGUCGUUAUCGCCGUGUGGCCGUCACUUUUGUUUCUCCCCCCGCCACCCCACAAGAAAUCUAAAGCUGCAAACUGCAACCAACUGAGCACCCGACAGGGGACACUUUAUGGUGGCGCACCGCUGAUUCCAUUUCCAGUUUUGUGCAACAACCGUGUUCAACACGGCGUAGAAACAUGGAGGACUCCACUCUAUGUAGCUAUAUUUAACUCAUUCAGAGUUGACAUCGGUUCUUUGUCGUAGGGGCUGUUAAUACAUAUAUGAACACAUAGUUAGGGACAAUAUAUUCAAUUUCUGUGAAUGAGGUCGUCCAAAUCUUUCACACGGUAGCAUUAAGGUCUUGAAGACACGCACCCGAGUCUGUGUUUCCUGCGAUCCCACCUUUUUCGUCGCAGCCCAAAAGCAGGAUGCACUAUGGAGUCAGGAACAGUGUCCAGUGAGAACACGACAGACACCUGAAGGCAGCGGUGGAUUCAGGUUGGUCAGGAGGCUCAGAACACCUCGCUUGUGCACGCCCAUGACAAUAUGACUGUAAAAUAUCUUGUAUUGAGAGCAAUACAACAAUGGAGGUAUUUUGAAAGUGUCAUUAUUGAUUAUAAUGACAAAAACAUUGUCAGGAAUUGACCUUGGUCUUUAGAGUUAAAAGUAAAUGUCUCCGCCGUUUCCCCCCUCCUGACCUUCUAGUUCUAGCUCUAGCUCUUUUCUGAUCCCGCACGGAAAAACGGUACUAAAUAUAUAUUUUCAGCACAGAGCUCCACCACGUGACCUCCGUGCCGCGGUCUGGGUGAGGCGAUGCCCGCUGUGUAGCCUCUGGACGGGGUCGGCGGCGUGCGGCGCUCUCGGCCCACAAUGUCCUUUUGUCGUCUUUGGUUUCCACCACUUUGUGUUUGUGUCUCAUCCGAGCGUCUGGCUGUGUCGUGACUGUCCUCCAUUAUCACGAGGCCACAAACACACACACACACACACAAACACACACACACACACACACACACACACACACACAUCUGUCGGAAGAAAAAAAAAUGCUGUAAAUGCUACCUGUACCCAUCCACAGCAAUCGAAAGCAGACAUUUGUACAAACUAUCACUGGGAAACAAGGUUUUUCCGGGAUCGCUCCGCCGAUCGAUUUGAUAUGAACUACUGUAAAACACGAUUUGCGAGUGUGUGUGUGUGUGUGUAAAGCCUUUUUACAUGCCGGCGAUAUGAUGAAAAUUAUACAGUUUUUUAAAACUCUCAUUGUGUUCUCAUGAAUAGUGUGUUAAACUUAGUGGACUACUCUUCUCCUCGUGGGAUGGGUUCUGUUCUGGCUGUAAAUAACUGUGUAAAGUGGAGGGGUUCUGUAAAGACAGUACGACCGCGUGAAUAAUUCUCACUUACCGCAGCUUCUUAGGGAAACACGAGCAUUGUGCGUCGAGGACGAGAGAGAGAGAGAGAUGCAACAUUUCUAUUGUUUUUACUAUUUUAUUUUUCUAUUCCUGCCUUAACCCUUUUAGUGUCCGUCAUAGUUCACCGUCUCUCCCGCUGUUUUAGGACAACGUUAUGGAUUUGAUAAGCCUUUGUGUGCGUGCGUGUGCGUGUCCCUCACAAAAAAAGCGUCAGCGGCGGCAGGAAGACCGUGUCGCUGCACCGACGAGCCAUUCUCUUUUUUCCCCCACUCCACCAUGUCUGUAUGAACUGGAAAAAUCUCCUCACUAUGUACACAUGUAAAAAACUAAACAAAAAAAAAAAAGCAAUCUAAUGUUGGAAAUGCCAUCGUGUUUCCCCUUUAACGUCGGACUUUUUUAAAAAGCAAAACAAAUUCUGGAUCUUCUAGAUCCCCGAUGUUGCUCGUUCAUGUUUUUUGAUAGAGGACCACGGCAGAGGGAACCCCCCCCAACUCCCCCCCACCCCCUAACCCCCCCCCCCCCCCCGGGUCUAACCAUUGUUACUUCUCCAGAUCAGAGUGGCCAACUUCAUUGUGCUCAAAAGGGUUAAGUGUCAUUUGAGUUGAAGACUGUGUCGUGAUAAGAGUUUGCUGUAAAAAAAAAAAAAAAAAAAAAAGAUAAUUCUUCGGUUAAUAAAUAUUUUAGUUGUUUA